AUGGCGUCCACGUCCGACAGAAACACCGACUAUCUUCGAUUCCUUCAACAAUUUUACAUCAAUUUAAUUGAAACCCAUCAGAUCCAGAUGAAUAUUUCCGAACGACAAUUCCUCGCCGAUCGCGGCAACAUGAGAGCGUAUCGCGAGUGGACCGGAAACAAAAUGAAGAUCUGCGAUCUUUACACAAGUUGGCUUGUCGAAUUAAACAAAUGCGCGACAUCGACGUUCGAUGAUGUCGCGAGAACAAUGCACGCGAUGAUGACAGCCGAUUGCUACUGGUUCUUGGCAAAAUUGAACAAGCCUCCAUUCUCUCCGCGAUGCUCUAAUUAUUCGAAAGCAUGUGAAAAUCUUGAGCACGUGUUCACAAUCCUCAACGAAUCUCUCAACAUCUCAAAUCCUUUCUAUCAGCACGUUUUGGCAAAAUACGAGAAACUCGUGAAUGACUAUAGAAUGGCGAUUGGCGAAGGAACUCUUUCCGGCACUUCCAAGCAUGUGCCUUUAAACAUGACAGCGUGGGAUAUCUCAAAAUGCAAGGAAGCUUCGCGAACGCUGAAGAAUUUAAAGGAGCGUUCUCGCGGACGGCACGAGUCGAAAAAAUCCGGAAUUUCCACACAAAUUCUACAGUUAUCACGAUUAAUGCUGAGCACAUUAGUCUGA
Messenger RNA from Caenorhabditis bovis, 657 nucleotides. The record is from the annotation of a GenBank genome assembly. Lineage: Eukaryota; Metazoa; Nematoda; Chromadorea; Rhabditida; Rhabditidae.